UUUUUUUAUUACCGGAAGUUGACGAACAAAGAUGCGGAAGUGGAAAUUUAGCGCCAACGGAUGAAAAAUGGAUGCGCGGAGACUAAAAACAAAAGUAACAGCUGGCUUCAAAAUGCGAGGAUUAAUGUUGCGACCUGAAGCCAGCAAAUAUCUGUUGGAGGUGUUGGAGUCUGUCAGUGAAGUAGAACUGGAUGAUGUCAUUGAGCGGAUCCUGGAUGGAGUUGAAAAACAACCCUUGUCCUCUAGCAUGAUUGAGCUCUCUGUAGCUGAGACUGCUGUGCAGGACUGCAGUCAGUCAUGUGAUGAAACUAUAGACAACAUUUUUAACAUCAUUGGAGCUUUUGACGUGCCUAGAUUUAUGUACAGCACAGAAAGGAAGAAAUUUGUCCCUAUUAGCAUGACCAGCCAUCCAAUUCCUAGUGUGUGUGGCCAAGCUAGAGACAAGGCUGAGCUCUUUAGGGAACGCUAUAGCAUCCUACAGCAGCGGAUACACAGACAUGAACUUUUUACUCCACCAGUGAUUGGUUUGGCUGCAGAUGAAGGGAGAAAUAAAUUUCAGUUAAUGACUGUGGAGGCUCUUUUAGGAAGCACUGCAAAACUGGGUGAAGUCAUUGUCCUUGGUAUGAUCACACAGCUUAAAGAGGGCAAGUUUUUUCUUGAAGACCCGACUGGCUCUGUGCAGUUGAACCUUUCCAAGGCACAGUUCCACAGUGGGCUGUACACAGAGUCUGGCUUUGUCUUGGCUGAAGGGUGGUAUGAAGACUCAGUCUUCCAUGCCAGUGCCUUUGGGUUUCCACCAAUUGAACCCUCCUCUACUACCAGGGCAUAUUAUGGUAAUGUGAAUUUCUUUGGUGGUCCAUCCACCAUUGCGGUGAAAGCCUCUGCCAAGCUGAAGCAGCUUGAAGAGGAGAAUGAGGAUGCUAUGUUUGUUAUCAUUUCUGACUUGUGGCUGGACAGUGUGGAGGUCCUGGAGAGGAUCCAGACCAUGUUUUCAGGCUAUUCAGCAAUGCCUCCCACCUGCUUCAUCUUCUGUGGGAACUUCUCCUCUGCCCCAUAUGGCAAAAGUCAGAUCAAGUCACUUAAAGAGUCUUUGAAGGCUCUAGCUGAUUUAAUUUGUGAGCAUCCCAGCAUCCACAACAGUAGUCGCUUUGUGUUUGUUCCUGGCCCUGAAGACCCUGGACCCAGCACCAUCUUGCCCAGGCCUCCCUUAGCUGAACACAUCACUGAAGAAUUUAGACAGCGAGUCCCUUUCUCUGUCUUCACCACAAACCCAUGCAGGAUACAGUACUGCAGUCAGGAGAUAGUGGUGAUCCGAGAAGACCUGGUCAACAAGAUGUGUAGGAACUGCUUGAGACUUCCCAGCACCAACCUCGACAUCCCAAAUCAUUUUGUGAAGACUAUCUUGUCUCAGGGCCAUCUGACCCCACUUCCCCUGUAUGUCAGUCCAGUGUACUGGGCAUAUGACUACGCCUUGCGUGUCUAUCCUGUUCCUGACGUUAUUGUCUUUGCUGAUAAAUAUGACCCCUUCAGUAUCUCCAACUCAGAUUGCCUCUGCAUCAACCCGGGUUCUUUUCCAAGAAGUGGAUUUUCUUUCAAGGUAUACUAUCCAUCAAACAGAAUAGUGGAGGACAGCAAAUUACAAGGACUUUGAAACGGAACUCAUGUGGUGAUUGAUAGUUGUAUGAGACUGUUAUAUACAAUGUAAAGUAAAUGUAAUGUCUUGUUAUAGUCUAUUUGCCUUAAGUGUGACUUCAAUACUAAUAUGUGUACAUAAAUAAACUAUCUCUCAUUAUGUCAAAUUAAAAAUAUUGUCCGAAGAUGAACUUCAA
Molecule: messenger RNA, 1829 nt
Organism: Pangasianodon hypophthalmus (striped catfish)
Lineage: Eukaryota; Metazoa; Chordata; Actinopteri; Siluriformes; Pangasiidae
Gene: pole2
Product: polymerase (DNA directed), epsilon 2
Exons: 19
Coding region: 68-1651 (527 amino acids)
Biological process (GO): DNA-templated DNA replication; error-prone translesion synthesis
Cellular component (GO): epsilon DNA polymerase complex
Molecular function (GO): DNA binding
Source: RefSeq, a predicted model, not a curated record